AUGCAGCUGCGCUGGAGCGGCCACCUGGUGCGCAUGGACGACGAGCGGCUACCCAAACGACUCUUCUACGGAGACGUCGCGACGGGUUCUCGUCGUCAAGGAGGCCCAAUUCGUCGAUACAAGGAUACCCUGAAGUCCUCCCUGAAGCUACCGCAAAUCCACCCGACCAACUGGGAAGAGCUCGCCUGCGAUCGUCCGGCAUGGAGGAGAACAGUGAAGACGGGCGCUGCUAUCCACGAAGCCAACCGCAUCGCCGCCGCCAAAGCGAAACGCCUAGCCCGCAAAUCACAACUGCGCCCAGUCAGCAACGCUGCCGCACAACUGCUUCCAACGUGUCCUCGAUGUAAGCGGACAUUCCGGGCUCGAAUCGGCCUUGUUGGACAUCUUCGGAUCAACUCUACCUCUCGAACUGCACUAAACUUCAUCCCCCCGCCCGCGUCAUCCUCGUCCUCUCUGCCGCCGAAUAACUGUGUGAAUUUUUCUGCACCACCACUUCCAUCCUCCUCCUCCUCCUCCCCCUCCUCCACCACGACCACCACCACCACCCCCACCAUCACCACUGCCCCAACGGCGGCCGCUCAGGCAGCCGUCUCGCACAUCUCCGACCGCGACACAACAACCGGCACCACCCCCGCCUCUCCUGACUCCAGCAAUGAGAAUCAGGACUACACCUGUCCUCACUGCGACCGCACCUUCACCUCACACAUCGGCCUGGUCGGUCACUUGCGAAUCCAUUGCACAGAGAUUGGCGAACCAGUGCCUGAAGCGCCAACCUACACCCAACGCACUCGCCUCCACUGCCCUCGCGCCUUCACGCAUCGCAUGGGUCUAUUCGGCCACAUGCGCAUCUACGAGAGCGGAAUCGACCACAAUUCCGACACACCAACCACGCCCAUCAUGCCCAGCACCACCCUCGCACCGUCCAUCUGCGCCACCACCAACGCCUCCUCUGUAGCUGAUUCUGACACCGCCGACUUCACGUGCCCACACUGUCCACGCACACUCGCCUCACGCAUCGGCCUGGUCGGUCACUUGCGAAUCCAUCGCACAGAGACCGGAGAACCAGUGCCUAGAGCACCAACCUACACCCACCAAGCUCGUCUCAACUCUCCACACUGUCCUCGCACCUUCAGGCACCGCAUGGGCCUAUUCGGCCACAUGCGCAUCCACGACGACCUGCGGUAG
Spirometra erinaceieuropaei is the source of this 1185-nucleotide messenger RNA. The record is from the annotation of a GenBank genome assembly. Lineage: Eukaryota; Metazoa; Platyhelminthes; Cestoda; Diphyllobothriidea; Diphyllobothriidae.